Messenger RNA from Liolophura sinensis, 5959 nucleotides. RefSeq names its product ATPase family AAA domain-containing protein 5-like. Gene Ontology annotation, cellular component: nucleus. The transcript has 17 exons. Gene Ontology annotation, molecular function: DNA clamp unloader activity; ATP binding; ATP hydrolysis activity. The record is from RefSeq and is a predicted model, not a curated record. Lineage: Eukaryota; Metazoa; Mollusca; Polyplacophora; Chitonida; Chitonidae. The coding region runs from base 312 to 5897 and encodes 1861 amino acids.
UACUCACUGGGGAUAUUAGGAUGUCGUGUGUUAUUUCUCCUGUCUUGUCAACGUAAAAACUUUUUAUUCAUCAAUACUUUUUUGGCCGUGUUUUCGAAUUACAAACUCCAUAGAGGUCAAGGUCGAUCGGUUAUUCGCGCCAGUUUUGCUUCAAUUGUAAGAAGGAGAUGGCGAGGAGGUGGCAAAAUUUCACGCACGUUUUUUGUCAAAGUGUAUCAGUGUUAUGGAGUGAGGCCCACUGAAGACGGGGACAACCCAUGAAUCAUGACAUGGGCGUAGUAAGACCCUGAUGGCACACCUUUUCUGGAGACAUGUUGGGUGUCGCGAUGGACUCGCUUCUGGACACAGCACAACUACUGGAACGACCAACAUUAGAAGAAGUAACAGUUCCUCAGAGAAGUAUUACAGACUUUUUCCAAUCUCCAACAAAACCGGUGGCAGUUAGCAAACCUUCAACUUUAUUAGGGUACUUCACAGGUAAGGAUGGGUCACCAUCUGUUUCAUCCCAGAACAGUGCAGGGAAUGAAAUUGAUGGUAAACCUCAGUCGAAGAAGCGUAAACGGAACAGUGUGGAGGACUUAAACAGCUCUCUUAAUGACUUUGACUCAUCGGUGCGGAGUAAAAGCUCUGAAACUACACGUAAAAAAGUUAAAUCAAGUGAUAGUGCUAAGAGAAAGUCUCAAAAAGUUGUUGGAGUGCGUAAAGCUGUUUCUCAUCCGAUAGGAACAUCCGACACUUGUGGUAGCCCAUAUGGUAAAGAGAACGAAGUAAGGUUAUGCGCAGGAAACUAUGCAGAGACAGUAGUAGGUGAGGUGACAGCAGUAUCAGAACCCAGGAACAAACUGUCUGUGAGCAGGAGAAAACAGGCUACCGGGCAGGCCAAGGGGCAGAGAGGUCACAGUAGUGGUCUUUCGUGCGAUUCUCGUCUCUCACAGGCUACAGAUCCUUCACCAGCUGAAUCAGCAGAUGAAACAACCACUAUCAUAGAUAUACAUACACCAAAAGUAAAACAUCAGGAAAAAUGUGAACAAAAGUCAGAACUUGACCGUGUACAGGCAGAAUCCAAACAAUUAGAUAAAGUUUCAAAGACUGAGCAAACCCUACUGAAGGGGGGCAGGGAUGGGAACUUGACUGUGGAAGUGUCUUAUGAGGAUUUCCUGAGGAGUGAGGGUAUACAGUUCUCGGAGCGUAGUCCUUCAGACAAUGAUCACUUUGACGAAGAGCAGCCACCUCAACUAACAGUUCCGAAGUGUCACAAAGUUUUGGACUAUUUCAAAAAGACAACAAACCAGGACAGUAGAACAACUCGUAUGAGAACACUUAGUGCACCAAACGGCGAAGAUCACAUAGUGACUAAGGCUGAUGUCCAUUUUGAACCUUCUCCACCUCAUGCUAGCACAACUCCUGUGAACAAACAUACAUGUGAUAGUUAUGAUCUUCAGACAUCAAAUAUACUUUUGUCCCAUGAAGAAUGUGAUAUGGACAUUUUUGAAAUAAGUUCUGAAAUUAUUGAAGUAUCCCCUUUUAAACCUGCCGACAAAGUGUCUGACAGAGAGAAGAGCACUGUUUGUGGCACUUCCACAGUAUUUUUGGACAGUGGUGAAGUUAAACCUGGGAAGCCUGGCGUGUUUACUGUAGACAAAACCAGAAAGCCUGAACUAACCCAGAGCCUUGUACAGAAAACCACACAAGCGACACUGUGCUUCACAAAGAAAGGCUUAGGGAUGAACAAGCUGGUAAAUGUUGUACAAGAAUCUUCUGUUACUGUGAUACAGUCUGAAAAAGAAUGCACAGAGUCCAUGUCAGUGACUAGGACGCACAAGAAGGUGAUUACUAAUACCAGAAACCCAAAUCAAGACUCCCAGCAACCAAAACGUGGCAAAAAAUCAGCAGAAAGUAGUGCUACUGUAGAACGUGGCGAGGACAGACAAACUGCUGAUGUGUUAACUGUACCAUCUAGACGAUCACCGAGAACAAAACAUCUACCUGAGCUUGCACAACCAGAGUCGCGUAAGGCUGAGAAGAGGAGGAAGAAAACAUUACGAGGGCGAUACAGGGUCGCCCAACUCCAGCCUGGCUGUGACAACAGAAGUCCCAUCCGAAUUCGUCUGAAAAGGUGCUCCAGAAGCAGUGGGGAUGAGGAAUCCAUUGCUGUUACAGCCAGGAUGGAGAAAACCUCUGUGAAGACCAAAGCACAAAAACUGGUGGAGAAGGCUAAAAAAAAACAAAAAUUGUCCCUGGAAAAGACGAGGAAAGCAGAUCUGAUUGUAACCUCCAAAUAUCCGAAAGGCAAGCAAUCACCGGGAAAAAGCAAGAAGACAUCAUCCACCCGGUUUCUGUGUAAAAACACCAGGAAAGCAAAAACAGCCAAUGUGACCCCAUCUAAAAAUACCAGAAAACCAAAAGCAGCCAGUGAGUCUCCAGUGGAAACUCCUAAGAAAGCUAAGACAAAAAAAGCAGUGAAGCUGGCGCCAAUUUUUACCAAGAAACAGCCUGUGUUUACAGAAGUAACACCAAAAACUGCACUAGACCCAGAAAUAGUUCGGCAGAGGCAGGAAUUCCUGAAAAGCAGUCUCCCAGAAAACUUGAAGAGACGUAAUGUUGCUACAGUUCCUGUCUCUUGUCUGCAACAUCCCCCCAUCCCACGUUGCUCCCAUGUGCAACAAGCACCUGCUGGCCAGGACAGAGAGGGGGUGAAUGUAUGGGAUCUGCCUACAGUGGACAUAAAGCUGAGAGAUAAACAUGCUGGUGUACCCGACCUUAAUGACAGUGAUAAGAUGUGCUGUUUGACUCGGUCAUCAGUUAAGUGGCAACCACUCUGUAUUCCCAAGGAUUUCUGCCAACAUGAAGACCUCCAUGAAAAAGUUGUGGACGUACUGCUGAAGGAAAUUCAGAGGAACAAUCCAAAUUUCCCUGUCCAGCGUUUGUACAAAUGCUACCAAACAAGGAAAGAAGAAUAUGCAAAUAAAGGUUUGCUCACGAAAGUGACAUCCACGGAAGUGGGUUGCCAACAGCCCAGCACUAAUACGCCAGUAGCUAGCCAGGAUAAGGUUUCUCCUCAGAAAGAGGAUGAACGGAACGGCAAGCACAAGGGCAGGGCCUGCAGACGAUUGAUGACCAUAGAUGGUAUGGUCAGUGCCCCAGUUACCAGUAGGCAGAGGUCAAAUAGGCUGAGACGAAACAGGAAGUCUAAGGACCAGUCAGAGGACCCCCCAGUGGAGCCCCCAGUGCCAGCUGAGGUUAGGGGUGGGGAACAUGUUUGUGUACCUGUGGCAUCAUCUCUUCACCAUCAGGCCAGUCAGUCGCUGACUUCACAGCAGCAGAAAGACACAGGAAGAGAACAGCUGUGGACAGAGAAGUACCAACCCUCCCAGAGUCUCGAGAUGAUUGGCAACAGUGCAAACCUCAAGAGACUCAAGUCCUGGUUACAACAAUGGAAACACCGUACGGAUAAGGAGGCCAGGAGACUGGAGAAACUGCUGCGAAAACAGAGGAAGACGCUGGCUAAGGCCAUGGAACCAGAGAGCAGCAACGAUUGGUGGACAGACGAUGAUAGUGACUUUGCCGACACUAAGACUGACAGGGAUUGGCUGGAGGCUGAGGAGGAUGCCCUGUGUAACACAAUGCUAAUUUCAGGGCCCAUUGGCAUCGGUAAAACAAGUGCUGUGUAUGCGCUAGCCCAGGAAUUAGGCUAUCAGGUGUUUGAAGUGAACUCGACGUCGUCCCGGGCUGGUAAGAAGAUAUUGGGCAAGCUUCAGGAGGCCACACAGUCCCACCAGGUGGCCAAACAGAGCACGGACAAGGCACUGGUUGGAUCCUCCACUCCAGGGAAAACACCGCACACAGGCUCCCACAUUACAGCCAGUCCUUUAAAAGCUGCCAAGAUGCCCGCAGCUUUCACAAACCUCUUCAGGAAAACCAAACCUAAACCAGCUGAUGUACAAGAGGUUAUCACUAUAGAUGGUAGUGAUAAGAAAAAGCCGAGUAAAGCUGUGGAAUCAAAGAGAAAACGCUUUCGUGUUACGGAGGAGAAAGCAGGUCUCCAGUCUCCAAAGAAGAUGGCUGUAGGAAGGACGUUGAAUUUCCCAAGUGUGGCUGCUGGUGACAGCAGCAGCAGCAGCUCUUCCAUGGCCACAAAGGCUCUCAACCUGUCGAGUACCUCCCUCAUUCUUUUUGAUGAGGUUGACGUCGUGUUUGAGGAAGACAAAGGGUUUUGGGCAGCCAUCCAGAGUUUCAUGAACACAACCAAACGUCCCAUCAUCCUGACAACAUCAGACAGCAGGUUCAGUCACAAAUUUGAGGGCAGAUUUGAUCACCUGGUCUUCAAGAAGCCUCCAUAUCUUAACACAGUGACCUGCCUUCAGCUGCUGUGUUUGGUGGAGAACGUCAGGACUGAGUUCUCAGACAUUCUCAACCUUGUUGAGUUUUAUAGAGGAGAUCUGAGGAGGUGUGUUCAGGCAUUACAGUACUGGGUGGAGUCAGGGGGAGGCAUCGUCCAGGAGGCUCAGCCCGUGCUCUCCUCUGUGUCUGCUGGUGGUCAGUUACUGCUAGAGGAUGAACUGUCACAGUGCCCAGACGGGCAGGUGGGCACAGACACCCCGGUGAAGGGGAGGGACGGAACACGAGGACAGAGUCAGUCUGGAGACGAUAGCCGGCUGGAGGAUAGCUCUGACCGCUGCGCCCUGGUGGCCAUAGGGGGUGUGGUUAGUCGUCUUCGGGUGGUGCAGGACGACUCCUCUGUGGAUAGCUUCCAGUCCACCCCACGUAAGAAGCCUUUGCAGACUGUACCUGAAGUUGAUCUGAUGGAUGAGAAUGCUAUGUUUCCCAGUUAUGAUGACCUGUCCAGUUUGCCCGAUGACUUGCCCCCAGUACACAGACUGUGCGUGGAGUCCUUGGUGGGAGCGUCUGCAUACUCGCACCGUGACAUCACUGACCUAUUCACCGGCGAGCUGGGGUACUGCGCGACCAGUGUGGGCAGACUUCUCCAGGAGGCAGACAUUGACUUACGGUUCAGUAACCUUGAACUCCUACUGCCCCUGUCUGUGUCCCUGGUGGAUUCUGGAUGCUGGCCAGUCAGAUCUAGAGCCAGUGAAGACUGCACAAUUUUCCAGUCUGACCUGGCUCCAGAUCCCAGUGCUAGUGAUUCAUCAGACAGCGAGUGGAUAUUUGAUAAGCAGAAAACCAGAGAGGAACGCACAGCUCCUGAACAGCCACCAGUAUGGGAAGACCUGCGAUCCAAAUUAAUCACAGACAUGUCGGAGGAGCAGAGAAACUGUUUAGGUUCAUCAGUGGAGUCCUUGUCAAACUUUUACGAGUUCGGGUCAUUCACAGAUGUGUUCAGAACACAGACUGCAUUCUCCCCCUCAACCUGUCGUCACAGCGACCUGCCAGACUGGGGCAGGGCGUCUGUUCACUCAGGGUUGACGGAUGAGCCUCGGGUAGGGGAUGGUCGGGACACGUCAGCUGUAUCAUUGUCGUCGGAGAUGGCUGCAGAGCUGAGGGUGCGUAGUCUGAAGCAGUGCUAUGACGCCCUGGACACGGUUAACCAGACCUGCCAGAGUCUGGGAGAGAGCGAGUCUCUAGAAGAACAACUGAGUGUGCCUGUCCUGAAGGGAUAUCAUCAGUUGAGGUUGUCCGAGGAUUUGCCAGUCAGGUCUUUGGCAAUGUCGUCGAGAAGAAAGGCCAUGGAGAACCUGGUGUCUUGUCUUCCACUUCACAUCUGGAGCCAGACUAGGAGUGUUAGUCUGGAUUACACGCCAGUUCUGCGUUCUAUCUGUGCUGCUGAGCAAGUCAGACACGUGUCCAAAAUCAAGAGAAGAUUUCUGCACUACUUAGAUGGAAUUUCUCUGCCGAUCAAAGAGUUCACAAUGAAUGUAUUGGGGACCAGCCUUAGAUAAUUGGAUGAGAAUUUCUUCCAAUGCUGGGACGUAGGCAGGAGGCAGGGCCUGGACCAACCAUU